UGGGCGGCGGCGGCGGUGGCUGAUAGGGUGGUUGGAGGAGCGAGGCGAUCCCGUCCACCUCGCCGCGCCAUCCCUCGCUGCCGCCAAGCAGAUCCAUGCGCGGGCGCUCCGGGCCGGUGUGCCCACCUCCCACCCGCUCCUCGCCAAGCACCUCCUCUUCCACCUCGCCGUCCUCCGCGCGCCGCCGCUCCGCUACGCCGUGGCGGUACUCUCCCGCCUCCUCCCGCACGGGCCACUAGACCCGUUCCCCCUCAACACCGUGCACCGCAUCGCUGCGGGCUCGUUCCGCCCGUGCGUCGCGCUCGAGCUCCACCGCCGCCGCCUCGCGCCGCCCGACACGCACACCUACCCGUCGCUGCUCCAGGCUUGCUCGCGCCUCCUCGCGCUCCGCGAAGGGGAGUGCCUCCAUACCGAGGCCGCCAAGAACGGGUUCGUCCAAAACUCGCCCGUUCAUCUCUACGGCGCGUGUGGCCUGUUCGAGAGCGUGCACAAGGUGUUCGAUGAAAUGCCGGUGCAUGGGCAGAACCUCGUCUCGUGGAAUUCGAUGCUCAACAGCUUUGCGGCCAACGGGCGCCCUAACGAGGUUCUCACUGUCUUCCGGGAGAUGCUGGGCGUCAACUUUGCGCCAGAUGGAGUCACCAUAGUCAGUGUUCUAACCGCUUGUGCAGAGAUUGGGGCGCUUGCUCUUGGGAGGAGGGUUCAUGUGUAUGCGGAAAAGGUUGUGUUGGUGGACAAUUCGCAUGUGAGCAAUGCCCUGAUUAAUCUGUAUGCCAAGUGUGGUAUUGUCAACGAUGCAAGGCUGAUAUGACUUCAUAUGAUUGUGUAAAAUGUUGUUGAAAUUUUGUCAAAAUUUUUGCUCAAUUUCUGUCAAAAUGCUGCCGAAAUUUUGUCAAAA
Messenger RNA from Oryza sativa Japonica Group (Japanese rice), 895 nucleotides. Its product is annotated as pentatricopeptide repeat-containing protein At4g21065. The record is from RefSeq and is a predicted model, not a curated record. Lineage: Eukaryota; Viridiplantae; Streptophyta; Magnoliopsida; Poales; Poaceae. Gene Ontology annotation, molecular function: protein binding; RNA binding. Gene Ontology annotation, cellular component: intracellular membrane-bounded organelle. Gene Ontology annotation, biological process: RNA modification.